AUGACAUCGAGUUCUGUGGUUAAAACCCUACAAGAAAUACUUAAUGUUCAAAUAAAAAGCCAAAAAUUUAGUCGUAUAUUUGAUGGAAUUCGAGUUAUUGCAGCUGAGAAACCUGGUCGAGUUCAAUGUGAAAUUGAUAUUGAAGAAAAACAUUUAAAUCGAGGAAAUACAAUGCAUGGAGGAAUGGUCACUUCACUCGUUGAUACUGUUUCCACAUUAGCUUUGGAAAGUACUAAAAAUCAUCCUAUUGGUGUAUCAGUUGAUUUGAGUGUCUCAUUUUUAAAAGCAGCAAAACCAGGUGAAACCAUCAUCAUUGACGCGGAAACGAUCAAACUAGGAAAAACAUUAGCAUUUUUAAAUGUUGAAUUGAGAAAUAAAAAAACAAAUGAGCUAAUUGCAACAGGAAAACAUACAAAAUUUUUAAGUUAA
Didymodactylos carnosus is the source of this 429-nucleotide messenger RNA. The record is from the annotation of a GenBank genome assembly. NCBI's taxonomy places the organism in Eukaryota, Metazoa, Rotifera, Eurotatoria, Philodinida, Philodinidae.